AUGGCAACUCAGGUCCAACGCCUGAGCACCCUGCUUGCCCUAUUUGUAUCAUUUGCGUGGGCCUGCGUGUGGCUAAGCGACAUUGAACGUCUCCGAAUCUUGGCUGAGCAAUCUGACACCAAUGCGCCGUCUGUUGCUAUUGGAUUGAAUAAUCUUGGUUCAAGCAGAGUUGUGCAACAAUGGUUGCAGAGAGUUCGUGCUCGUUUUGCAGUCUCAUCUCCUGUUGGACCCACGCCCGCCUAUGCAGGGUCUCCUGUGAGGCCGCCCAAGCGCCUGUUUGCAAGCCUUGAGGAACCUCAUCUAUCUUCAGCUGCUGCAGAGGGGACUCAGGCAACCUGGCCCUUACUGCGCGACCGUGAUGCGUGCGAAUUGCGACGGGGGUAG
This is a messenger RNA of Monascus purpureus, 384 nucleotides long. Lineage: Eukaryota; Fungi; Ascomycota; Eurotiomycetes; Eurotiales; Aspergillaceae. The record is from the annotation of a GenBank genome assembly.